Dermochelys coriacea (leatherback sea turtle) is the source of this 5051-nucleotide messenger RNA. It is a transcript of the gene KIF3B, whose product is annotated as kinesin family member 3B. The record is from RefSeq and is a predicted model, not a curated record. Lineage: Eukaryota; Metazoa; Chordata; Testudines; Dermochelyidae. Gene Ontology annotation, molecular function: microtubule motor activity; microtubule binding; ATP binding. Gene Ontology annotation, biological process: microtubule-based movement. The transcript has 10 exons. Bases 144 to 2363 code for a protein of 739 amino acids.
GAAGUGAGCGGCGGUCGAUCCCCCCGUAUCCGGUGCGGCGGGGGCGGGGGCGGGGGCUCCAUGGUGACAGCGCAGGUUUUCAGCGCUCCUGGCCUUCCUGGAUCACCUGUCUGUCAGAUCUCCCCUGCCACUGUCCUGUCAUCAUGUCCAAGUUAAAGAGUUCUGAAUCCGUCAGAGUGGUGGUGCGGUGCCGGCCAAUGAAUGGGAAAGAAAAGGCAGCUUCAUAUGAUAAAGUUGUUGAUGUGGAUGUCAAGUUAGGGCAGGUAUCAGUGAAGAAUCCCAGGGGGACAUCUCAUGAGCUGCCUAAAACUUUCACCUUUGAUGCUGUCUAUGACUGGAAUUCCAAGCAGUUUGAACUUUAUGAUGAGACCUUUAGACUUCUGGUGGAUUCUGUCCUGCAAGGGUUCAAUGGGACUAUCUUUGCCUAUGGGCAGACUGGGACAGGGAAAACAUAUACAAUGGAAGGAGUACGUGGUGACCCUGAAAAAAGAGGGGUCAUCCCCAAUUCGUUUGACCACAUCUUCACCCACAUCUCUCGAUCUCAGAACCAGCAGUAUUUGGUUAGAGCUUCUUAUCUGGAAAUAUACCAAGAAGAAAUCAGAGAUUUGCUAUCAAAGGAUCAGUCCAAGAGGCUAGAGCUGAAAGAGAGACCAGACACUGGUGUGUAUGUGAAGGACUUGUCAUCUUUUGUCACAAAGAGUGUCAAAGAGAUUGAGCACGUCAUGAAUGUGGGGAACCAAAACCGCUCAGUUGGUGCUACCAACAUGAAUGAGCAUAGCUCCCGUUCCCAUGCCAUUUUUGUGAUCACCAUUGAGUGCAGCCAGGUGGGACUUGAUGGGGAGAAUCACAUCCGUGUAGGAAAACUCAACCUAGUGGACCUUGCAGGCAGUGAACGCCAGGCCAAGACUGGAGCACAGGGGGAAAGGCUGAAGGAAGCUACCAAGAUUAACCUCUCCCUUUCAGCUUUGGGCAAUGUUAUAUCUGCCCUAGUAGAUGGUAAAAGCACUCACAUUCCAUACCGGGACUCAAAACUAACUAGGCUACUUCAGGACUCACUAGGUGGCAAUGCUAAGACUGUGAUGGUGGCCAAUAUAGGCCCUGCCUCUUACAAUGUAGAAGAAACUCUUACUACCCUUCGAUAUGCCAACCGUGCCAAAAACAUCAAGAACAAACCAAGAGUUAAUGAGGAUCCUAAGGAUGCACUGCUACGAGAAUUCCAGGAAGAAAUCGCUCGGCUCAAGGCACAAUUGGAAAAACGGUCUGUUGGUAAAAGAAAGAAGAGAGAAAGGAGAAGAGAUGGUGGGGAAGAGGAAGAGGAGGAUGGAGAGGAGUGUGACGAAGGGGAUGACAAAGAUGACUACUGGAAGGAGCAGCAGGAAAAGCUGGAAAUUGAGAAGAAAGCUAUUGUAGAGGAUCACAGCUUGGUGGCAGAAGAAAAGAUGAGGCUGCUAAAGGAGAAGGAGAAGAAGAUGGAGGAUCUCAAGCGAGAGAAGGAAGCAGCAGAAAUGCUGGGUGCCAAAAUCAAGGCAAUGGAAAGCAAGCUCCUUGUUGGAGGGAAAAACAUUGUGGAUCAUACAAAUGAACAGCAGAAAAUCUUGGAGCAGAAACGUCAGGAAAUUGCAGAACAGAAACGUCGGGAGCGAGAAAUCCAGCAACAGAUGGAAAGUCGGGAUGAGGAAACACUGGAGUUAAAAGAGACCUAUAGUUCCCUACAGCAAGAGGUGGACAUUAAAACCAAAAAACUCAAAAAGCUUUUUUCCAAGCUGCAAGCUGUGAAGGCAGAGAUCCAUGAUCUCCAGGAGGAGCACAUCAAGGAGCGGCAAGAACUGGAACAGACCCAGAAUGAGCUUACCAGGGAGUUAAAGCUAAAGCACCUGAUUAUUGAAAACUUUAUUCCCCUGGAGGAAAAGAACAAGAUCAUGAACAGAUCUUUCUUUGAUGAAGAGGAAGACCAGUGGAAACUGCAUCCCAUAACUCGGCUGGAUAACCAGCAGAUGAUGAAAAGGCCAGUGUCAGCUGUGGGAUACAAGAGGCCUUUGAGUCAGCAUGCCAGGAUGUCCAUGAUGAUUCGUCCAGAGGCCCGGUACAGGGCAGAAAAUAUUGUGUUACUGGAGCUAGAUAUGCCUAGCCGAACAACCAGAGACUACGAGGGCCCAGCCAUUGCUCCUAAAGUGCAGGCUGCUCUAGAAGCAGCUCUGCAGGAUGAAGAUGAGAUACAGGUGGAUGCCUCCACUUUUGAGAGCAUGUCAAAUAAAAAAUCAAAAUCCAGGCCUAAAACUGGAAGGAAAUCGGGGGGAUCCUCUUCCUCAGGCACCUCUGGGUCUCAGCUCUACCCACAGUCUCGGGGACUGGUUCCUAAGUAAAAACAGCAAUUCCUCUCCAGGGCAUGAACAGCGUUUACCUUCUGAGAGCAAAGACAAGUAAAAACCUGCAGAGAGGACUCUCAGCCAGACUCCAAGUCCUUUCCUUUGGGGAAUAGCAAUGGCCUCUUUGCAGUUUAACUGACUUGUGUCAAAAUGUGCCAGUCCCAGGUGUGCUGAACCUUGCAGGAAAAGAUUUUCUCACAAUCUAGCAAUCAGUCCCUAUUGGGAACAGUUUUUAGUUAGGAAAUCAGAAAUGCAUGAGGUACGUUAAAGUGUGUUAGAAGCAAUGGGAAGCAUGAGGAUCACCUCACAGCAUCGCCCUCUCUCCUUCUGUUCCAGCCCCCUUGCUGUACUGGGCUCUCUUGCUGUUGGGCAACAGGAAAGAGUUGAAAGUCAUCUCAACAGAAUCAACUCUCCUGAACCUCAGGAUGAAAACUUAGUGAGGUUAAAAAGUGGAGGGUAUAUCCAAGCUUGACUAGGUGCAUUGUUUUCCUCUUUCUGUUGAAAGAAUGGCAUCUUCAUUUGGGGUUAGAGUUGGGUUGAACAACCCUGAGAAGGGCAGGAUUGGAGAUCUGUUUCCAUGCACUUCACAGCUAGACCUUUCCGCUUCCCUUUAGAAAAGUAGAACAAGAGAGGAUCUUGGAAGUAUAUUUUGCUCCUGUAGAAUGGAAACAGUAGAAACUGAAAUUCUCUGUCUGUUUACAGACAUCAGUAAGAGCUCUUCUAAACUGACCUGCUAAAGACUCAACCCCUACUGGCAGGGACCACCUUGUCAAAGAAUAAGUCUGCAUACCAGUGUCAGCUCCAUACUAGCUCUCUUCCUCUCUCUUCUCCAUCCCACACCUGGCUUUUUAGACCAGUGUCCAUACUGAAUAUCUAAACCCCAGAGCAUGUAUGGCCAUUUUCUCAGAUCUCCCACCAUUUGUAGGAAAUGUAGAUCGUGCUAGGUCUCUGCCAGGAGGCGCACGUGGCCGGUUCUGCCAUUCCCUAUGACAUGGAUGAAAUCUGGAGCACUAUGAGGCAAAGCCAUAUUAGAUUUCACUUUUCUGAUAAGUAUGCAACCUUUCCCUUGAUGUUAUGAGGAGCUUCAGUGCAGAAGCUUCCUUUUGUGUCUCAUCCUGCUCCAAGUUAAGAACAUUCCCUUUUCAGUCUUAAGCUUCCCUGAAUACAGUGAGGCAAGGUGGGAAUGAGGGCCAUGUGUAAUCACCAGUCUGGGGGUGCAAGGAAAUCCGAUAUAAAUCCCAAGGAUGGUACACUGAAAUUGAAAGGGGAAGAACUCCUGCUUUAGAUGGUCUCUUUUCAAAGUUUGCCCUAUGACUAAUAUCACAGGCCUCCAUGGUUCAGUGGGGAGAGGGAAACUGCUGUAUUGGAUGGGCUCAGAAGACAGAGUAAGGUGUUCCUGUCUUGCGUCUCUCUGUUCAGCUUGUAACUUUUAGUUCCUUGUAUAUUGAGAGUUGGGCUAUUUUUUUUUCUUGGCUGUUGUCUUGUGAUUGUUUUUUACCCAUUACCUCUCCCUCGCAGAUGACCUUUCACUAGACCGACGAGUGUAUGAGAACUUGCCUGUUUUUAGAAAUACUCUAAUGUAGGGACUCUACUUUGUGUUCUUGUUAAGUAUCCAUUGACUGACUCUGUCCAGUCUGGAAAAACUCCAUUGUAUCUGACCGCCAUGAGCAGAAGGAACACGACACUUAUAGCAUAAAGCUCUCCUCUGCAUCUUGCUGGCAUGGUGCCUUGGUUAACAGCCAAAGAAGACGGGAAAUCCACCAAGUUCCUGGAAGAGACCCUGGGAGAGUGUACACAAGCAGUCUCUUCAGAGGACUGUUUAAAAUCCUCCUCCUCUUUGCUCUGCUCUGUAUAAAUGGAUACGAUUUUAUUUUUCAAGUUACAUGCAGUAAAGGUAGCUUUUCUGUUCCAGAGUCAAUUCCCACAUGAAACCAAACACAUAGGAAUUACAGCACUUAACAUUCUUAAUAUAGGUCUGAUAGCCCUUUGUUGAAAGGUUUGCAUGCUGCUUGAAUCUUAUAGAACAUAUACCUCUGUGAUGACCUUUUGAACUGUAAUGAUGCAUUAUACAGACUUUUGGUUUAAUACAGAACUCUCUAGUUGUAGUCCUUCCUCACUGUGUCUAGAUUCAUUGCCAAGUUUCAGAGAAGCACUGAUUCCUGUAAAUCUGGAUAUUUUAUCUGUCCUAUCUUUUAAUUUCUGAUAUCUGACCAUACAACCAGGCCUUAAAAGGGGAAGAAGUAAUUCUUGUGGCUUGCUUUCUACAGUGUUAAACACAUAGACAAAUGAGAAGAACAUACGUGCACAAUGCAAAAGCCAUAAUCAGAGGCUCAGCUGGAACUGAACAAGAACAGUGGUGCCUGGCUGCUCUGCACCGUGCAGUGGUCAUUUAGCUCCCUAUGUUCUAGGCACUUACUACCUUACCCUCCUCAGCCCAAUUUCUCUUGUUUCUGGAAUUAAAUGCCCAAGGGUGUUUGUGGGCACAACUGUCUUUGUGAGAUUUCACUCCUUGGUCUUACACUGAUCUUGACCUUUUCUUUGGCGACCUAUAGACAAAGAACGUCCCUAGUUCUGUCAAUAGGUUUUACAACUUAUAUUUAUUUGUAUCAUCUCUUUUGGCUAGGAAUGUAAAAGUGAUCCUAAAGUAAGAUGUGUAAUAAAAUCAGUGAGAUUUAUUGUAUCUAC